ACACUAACGAUGGGCGGGGUGACAACUUUACAUAUUACUUACCUGGGAGAGUGGGUGUAUCGUAAGGUCAAAUUGAUAGGAACGAAAUCCAUAGAAUACAUCCAGGCUUGUGUUUAUUGAAGAAUGACGUGAAAGUCGACCAUUUGAAAGGAGGAGUUCGGCCAUGAUUCCGGAGUGACACGUCAGGUAGCCAAUGCAGUUAGGAUGGGCGUUUCCAUACCCGCCAGUAUUGUAGUAGCUAGUGUCGGCCAUUUUGGAUAUCGGUAGCUUGUUGUUGUUGAGAAGGAAAAAAGGGGGAAAACGGAAAGUUGCUGGAACGGCGAGGUGCCGUGAAGCAGCGAUUGCGAUAUACAUAGUGAAAGGCAGCGAGCAGAACGGAGCAGUUGUGAAUCAAUGUAGUCGUCAGUCACAUUGGUGCAUCAGCGUGUGGAUACACUGUUCUUUGAGCUUUUUCUUCCUUCAAGAUCAACAUUACGGGGUGCAUGAUCGCGGUCUGGAUAAGCACGAACCUGCCAUUAUUGCAGUAUGAGGAGAACCCGCUUGUAGUGGAGGAGUUAUGGCGGAUAAACGGAAAUUGCAAGGUGAGAUUGAUCGGUGUUUAAAGAAAGUCUCUGAAGGGGUAGAGCAAUUUGAAGACAUCUGGCAAAAGUUUAUUCUCGUUUCUCAUCCUCAGCUCCAUAACGCAGCAAACGCAAACCAGAAGGAGAAGUAUGAAGCUGAUCUAAAAAAGGAAAUCAAGAAGUUACAGCGCUUACGGGACCAAAUCAAAACAUGGGUGGCAUCUAAUGAAAUCAAAGAUAAGAGGCAGCUAAUAGAAAACAGAAAACUAAUUGAGACGCAAAUGGAAAGGUUCAAGAUUGUGGAACGAGAAACUAAAACAAAGGCUUAUUCAAAAGAAGGCUUAGGGUUGGCACAAAAAGUGGAUCCUGCACAGAAGGAAAAAGAGGAUGUUGGACAGUGGCUGACGAAUACGAUAGACAAUUUAAAUAUGCAAGUUGAUCAGUAUGAGAGUGAAGUGGAGUCAUUGUCAGUACAAACACGGAAGAAAAAAGGAGAUAAAGAUAAACAGGACCGUAUUGAAGGCCUGAAGCGUCAGAUUGAGAAACAUAGAUAUCACAUACGAAUGUUAGAAACUAUCCUUCGGAUGCUGGACAAUGACUCCAUUGUUGUAGAUGCAAUUCGCAAGAUCAAGGAUGAUGUGGAGUACUAUGUGGAUUCUUCCACAGACCCAGAUUUUGAAGAAAAUGAGUUCUUGUAUGAUGACCUGGAUUUAGAAGACCUUCCACAACCACCCUUGGCAACGUCUCCACCAGGCCACAAUCACAUGGAAGAUGAGAUCUUAAACCAGUUAAGCAGCACGCCAACAUCCACCACGUCUAGUUCACCUAUUCCACCUAGUCCAGCAAACUGUACUACGUUUUUUUCUUAUUACUUGCAGGAGAAUUCUGAAGAUGACAAGAAACGAGGUCGCUCUACUGAUAGUGAAGUUGGCCAGUCACCAGCGAAAAAUGGCUCAAAAAACCCCCUUAGCAAUCAUAUUCCACAGUCUCCUGCAGUAACGACUGGCUACCAGUCAGGAAGCAGUUCGAGUUCGUCAUCUUCACAUGGGAAUGGUAUUGGUAUUAACAGCAAUGGUGGAUUGUCUAGUAGCAAGAACUCUGCAGUUAACCAUACACCUGGCACGCCAACUCCCUAUGCGCAGGCAGCAGCGGGAACGCUGGCAUCCAAUACCAGUGCCUCUCAGCCUCGGCCACCUAGUGUACAGCAAAGUAACAGCAAGCAAAAUGGUGCUACGAGUUACAGUUCGGUGGUAGCAGAGAGCACGACAGAACCCACGCUCAGUAGUAGUAGCAACCAGUUACAGAGUAGUCAACAAGUUUCCCUGAUCCCUCCGACCAGCACUGUCAAGGAAACGAGCAGCACAUCAUUGCCUAUUAGCACGAGUUCCAGUACCAUGCCCAGUUUAUUGUUACCAUUAACUGUUAACCCACCAGGUUCUCCAACGCCCCCUUUCAGUGAAUCAAAACCACAAGUCCAACCACUAUUAAAUGGGCCACACCAGUUCAGCUCCGCUCCAGAUAUGAAGACUUCACCAGAGCCAUUGAGUACCCUGAAGUCAAUGGCAGAGAGAGUGGCAUUGGGUAGCAAUUUAGAAGAUCAAGUUUCAACUUUGCACUUACCAGAAAGAGAAAUACUAAUAACACCUAACUCUACACAGACGGGAUGUACGCAGCCUUCAGCGCAGGUCACGGAGGUGAAUAUCCCACCAUCCCUAGGGGUCUGCCCUCUAGGACCUGUUCCUCUAACCAAGGAGCAGCUUUACCAGCUUACCAUGGAGGAGGCAGCAUGGAAUCAUAUGCCUCACCCAUCAGACUCCGAGAGAAUACGACAGUAUCUCCCUCGAAACCCUUGUUUGACACCUCCGUAUCACCACCAGGUGCCUCCCCCUCAUUCGGAUACAGUAGAGUUUUACCAGAGACUUUCAACAGAGACAUUAUUUUUCAUCUUCUACUACCUGGAGGGCACCAAAGCACAGUACUUGGCAGCUAAAGCGCUUAAAAAACAGUCUUGGAGGUUUCAUACAAAGUAUAUGAUGUGGUUUCAGCGACAUGAAGAGCCGAAAACAAUAACUGACGAAUUUGAGCAGGGAACUUAUAUUUACUUUGACUAUGAAAAAUGGGGCCAGAGGAAGAAAGAGGGUUUUACCUUUGAGUACCGCUACCUAGAGGAUCGGGACUUACAAUGACUGGCAGCUGGACUGUUUAGGGCCCGGAACUGGAUGAACUGUCCAUUAGCCCUGUGCUGCCUUGUACAAACCAACACCUCACCACCAUCACCUCUGGACUGACUCAGACACAAAGACACUUUAAAAUGCAUGCAGAUGAAAAAGAAAAAAGGGAGAUGAGGAAAGAAAAAAUCAAUUUGUGAAAUCAUGACAUUUGCAAUUUUAAGUGCACUAACCAUUUUCAGAAAUAGUGCGUUUGGUUAAUAAAAAUAACUUAAAAUCAAACAAUGUUUGUUAACAAAAAAAAAAAUCCCCAGUUUUUCUGGAUGGGGAAAAGAGAGCUCUGCAUCCCCUUUCCUCAAUCCCUCCCCAUUACGUUUCCCAUCAUUUUGUUGGGUUUCUUUUUCUCAUUUUGGCAAUUGUCAUUUUAUUUUCCUUUUGGUACACCAUGCAUCAGAGUGUUUAAAAUAUGAAGUCUGUACCACCAAAAUUAAGUGGUAUAGAAGCUGGUUUAAAAUAUUUUUCGUAAACCUAUUUUCAUUUUGGAAAAUAUUUAUGAAUAAAUAGUUUUAUAUGA
Protopterus annectens (West African lungfish) is the source of this 3302-nucleotide messenger RNA. RefSeq names its product CCR4-NOT transcription complex subunit 3 (gene CNOT3). Gene Ontology annotation, cellular component: nucleus; P-body; CCR4-NOT core complex. The transcript has 19 exons. The record is from RefSeq and is a predicted model, not a curated record. Bases 557 to 2746 code for a protein of 729 amino acids. Lineage: Eukaryota; Metazoa; Chordata; Ceratodontiformes; Protopteridae. Gene Ontology annotation, biological process: regulation of DNA-templated transcription; nuclear-transcribed mRNA poly(A) tail shortening; regulation of stem cell population maintenance.